Haemonchus placei is the source of this 159-nucleotide messenger RNA. The record is from the annotation of a GenBank genome assembly. Lineage: Eukaryota; Metazoa; Nematoda; Chromadorea; Rhabditida; Trichostrongylidae.
AUGGCUUCACAACUAGUUCGUUCUGUUGCUCGAGCAACUCUUUCUCGAGGAAAUGUAGUGCGAGCUAUUUCGACAAGCAGUACCCUAUCUGCCAAAGACAAUGUUAUGGAGAAAUGGCCUGCCGAGAGUAAGCUUUAUAGCCUAUUAACCUCUAUUUAG